This is a messenger RNA of Eucalyptus grandis, 1240 nucleotides long. RefSeq names its product CBBY-like protein. Gene Ontology annotation, molecular function: hydrolase activity. The record is from RefSeq and is a predicted model, not a curated record. Lineage: Eukaryota; Viridiplantae; Streptophyta; Magnoliopsida; Myrtales; Myrtaceae. The transcript has 8 exons. The coding region runs from base 76 to 1077 and encodes 333 amino acids.
UAACUUCCAAACGGACGGACACCAAGAACCGUUGAAACCAAAAGAAGCGAAACUGAUCCCCGCACGGCUGAGAAAAUGGCGAUCGCCGCCACGCUCUCUUCUUCAACCUCGUCGCUGCUCGUCUCGCCCGCCAGCCCUUCGACUUCGACCAAUGCCCGUCCCGCGCUCCCCCAAGUCCCCCGCCCUCGCUCGAGUUCAAGCUCGCGCGCCAGAGCAGCAAGCAUUCGCCCGCCGAGACCGCGAAGGCUGGCCGCCGCCACCACCACCGCAGACGCUCGCGGGAGAACGAGCGUCGUCGCUCGCUCCGCUGCUGCGUCGCCGCCCUCGCCCGCUUCGCCUCUGCCGUCGGCUCUUCUGUUCGACUGCGACGGAGUGCUCGUGGACACCGAGAAGGACGGCCACCGGAUAUCCUUCAACGAUACUUUCCAAGAAAAAGAAUUGGGCGUCACCUGGGAUGUAGAUUUGUAUGGAGAACUUUUGAAAAUUGGCGGAGGAAAAGAAAGGAUGACAGCGUAUUUCAAUAAGACAGGAUGGCCUGAAAAAGCGCCAAAGAGUGAAGAGGAGAGGAAGAAAUUCAUUGCUUCUCUUCACAAGCGAAAGACAGAGUUGUUCAUGGCCCUUAUUGAAAAGAAAUUGCUGCCCCUUCGACCUGGUGUUGCAAAGCUCAUUGAUCAAGCUCUAGCAAAAGGAGUACAAGUUGCUGUCUGCAGUACCUCGAAUGAGAAGGCGGUCUCCGCAAUAGUUUCAUGCUUGCUUGGGCCUGAAAGAGCAGAAAAAAUCAAGAUAUUUGCUGGAGACGUGGUUCCGCGUAAAAAGCCAGAUCCUGCCAUCUAUCUGUUGGCUGCCAGCACCUUGAGUGUUGAUCCUUCAAGUUGUGUUGUGGUUGAGGACAGCGCCAUAGGCCUCGCAGCAGCCAAAGCUGCUGGAAUGAAGUGCAUCGUGACAAAGAGCGGUUACACAGCUGAGGAGGACUUUGUAAAUGCUGAUGCAGUCUUUGACUGCAUCGGAGAUCCUCCAGAGGAACGCUUUGAUCUUACAUUCUGUGGAAGCCUUCUUGAGAAGCAGUACGUUAGCUAGUCAUCUCGGUCCUUUGGCCAAUUCUUUUAGUUUUCUUCUAUGUACUCUCAAAUAUUUUCUCGAGAUCCACGAUGGUAAGAGUUAUAUAUCCAAAACGAAGCACGGACAAGAAGUCCUUGAAAUGUACAGGACUUCCAAUUUUUAUUGCCCUUUGUUUAAUCUC